AUAUCGCUAUGUCCCGUUACUUUCUGCGAACCAUUUCUAUACAUCUUGUUCUAAGAAAUGGUACACCUUCAAAUGUCAUACCGGAAUGUUAAAUAAAAAACAAUCAUCGGGAAAACAUAACAAAUAUCCACCACAACAUUGUGUAAUUUUGAUCAAUUCGUAGUCAAAAACAGUUAAAAUUAGGUUUUAUAAUGGCACAAAUGAUAGCGGUCCGUAGAUUAGCAUGUUUCCUACAAAGGACACAUCGUUGUAAGCUUCUGCCGGUAUCAGCAAAUAUCUCGCACAGUGUUUCGGAUAGGAAACAGGAAAAUCCUAAAGAGGAAAUCAAUAACGAACCCAUCAAAUACUUCGGAAGCCAAGCAUCUCGCUGGACGGCCCAGCGAAGCCGGGAGGGUCCCAAAGGCCAAGACAUUCCUUGGUAUCAACCGUACGUGGUAAACUUUAGUGUAGCAAUAUUUCUGAUUUAUUUUUGCAUUCUACGAGAAGAAAACGACAUUGACGAAGGUUUAGGACGAUCACUUUUCGAACAUGUGCCCGGUUUGGAGGAGAAGCAGCUAAUAGUCAGUUAUCAUUACAAUAAGGAAAAUGGCCUAUCAACGACUGAUAUUGAGAGCAGGAUGAAAGAGUUGGGAAUGAACUUUGAAAGUGCUAAUUAGAUGGUGCUGUCGAUUUAAGUGGAUUCGUUGUUGUGUAUCAUAAUCUAGCCUGUAGCGCAUUUCAGUAAAAUAAAAA
Messenger RNA from Anopheles funestus (African malaria mosquito), 732 nucleotides. RefSeq lists its product as uncharacterized. The transcript has 2 exons. Lineage: Eukaryota; Metazoa; Arthropoda; Insecta; Diptera; Culicidae. The record is from RefSeq and is a predicted model, not a curated record. Bases 192 to 656 code for a protein of 154 amino acids.